Lotus japonicus is the source of this 438-nucleotide messenger RNA. RefSeq lists its product as uncharacterized. Gene Ontology annotation, molecular function: mRNA binding. Gene Ontology annotation, cellular component: cytosol. Bases 1 to 438 code for a protein of 145 amino acids. The record is from RefSeq and is a predicted model, not a curated record. NCBI's taxonomy places the organism in Eukaryota, Viridiplantae, Streptophyta, Magnoliopsida, Fabales, Fabaceae. The transcript has a single exon.
AUGUGUCCCACAGGCUCUGCUAGGGUUCCGACGAAGGUUUGGCCGGAAGAGUUCAGAAGGCAUGGAGGCAACGGAGUGCGAUCUUUAGAGAGGGGGGAAGACAAGCAUCAUGGUGGUUUUAAUUUAUUUGUUGACGGCAUUGACGAUUCAAUGACGUACCAGCAACUUAGGCAGGUUUUUGCUCAGUAUGGAGCGAUUCAGAGACUGUUUUUGCAGCUCAGACGGCGGCCAGGUCGAAGAAACCGGUUUGCAUUUGUACGGUUUAGAGAGGAGCACGCAGCGAGGGAGGCAAUAAAGGUCGUCAAUGGUGCUUUUAUCAAUCAGUCAUUGUUAUCUGUAAAGAUGGCUAUGUAUGAGUCCCGCUCGGGAAUGAAGGGGAGUUGGAAGAGGAAGGCGUUAAGGUCCGGGAGCCCGAAGAUGGUUUGGACGGAGAAAUAG